Molecule: messenger RNA, 5434 nt
Organism: Podarcis lilfordi (Lilford's wall lizard)
Lineage: Eukaryota; Metazoa; Chordata; Lepidosauria; Squamata; Lacertidae
Source: the annotation of a GenBank genome assembly
AUGGCUUCAUCCCUCAAGAUUUUGGAUUCUGCCUGUCUUCUAAAGAAAUAUCACUGGCAAAAUGGCUUGUGUGCCUUGUUUAGACCUCUUGUUGAUAGUUGCAAUCUAAAAUGGUACAGUAGCUACAGGAGACCAGGGACACCUCCUGACAGAACCCCGCCUUGGAAGAAAAUAGACUUCAGCUUUCAGAAGGGAGUGGAAGGAAUCAAGACACAUUUUGGACGAUUAGUGAAAGAAGUAACUGAUCACGUGAAAGGGCCUGAGGGACGUCCACUAAAGCAAUACAUGCUGGAACAGACAAGAGUGAUUUGGGAGUUUCGUAGUCAAGAAGACUUGGAUAAAUGGGUAAUCUCAUCUGAUGUUGAAAUUGGAGGGAAAAGUGAAAUCUAUAUGCAGCUGGGUAAGAAUAACCAGUCUGCUCUGUUGUAUGGGAACAUCAAUACUACAGUACCUCGUGAUGGUGAGACCAGGUACAGUGGUUACUGCUCCAUGAGAUCUAAACCUCGACUGGUGAGUAUAUAGUAUAGUAAUAGUCAUUUUGCUUCAAACUAGGAGGAGUGGAAUUAGUUUUUAGUGAUGAAAGCUCUUUAUAUAUAGAGAGAGUGUGUGUGUGUGUUACAAAAGUACAGUGAUACCUCGGGAUGCGAACGGGAUCUGUUCCGGAGCCUCGUUCGCGUCCUGAAGCAAAUGCAACUCGCGUGUGCGCGGGUUGUGUUUCUCCGCGCAUGCGUGUGACGUCAUUUUGACCGUCUGCGCAUGCGCACGCGGUGAAACCUGGAAGUAAUGCACUCCGUUACUUCCAGGUCACCGCGGAGCGCAACCCGAAAAUACUUAACUUGAAGCACAUUUAUCCCGAGGUAUGACUGUACAUACAUUGUCUCUAUUUUCAGAUCAUAAAGUCCUUUCUACAGAUCAGUUAUAUUUGAUAUAAAACAUUACUGUUGUAUCUAGUGCAGUCGCUUUGUGAGUCGACCGUUUUGGCUCCCGAAUGCCACAAACCCGGAAGUGAGUGUUCUGGUUUGUGAAUGUUCUUUGGAACCCGAACAUCCAACUGUAUAAGGUAGGCAAGUCCAAAGUCCAUUUCAGGGGUUUGAUCGGUUUAAUCUGGCCCCUGUGGCAGUUUAUUUCCUGGGGUAAAAAUCCUUUAAAAAACCCUCAACAACUUUAACCCUAAAAAAAGUCAACAACUUUGGUCGGCCCUCACGGCCCUUCACUUCAUCAAAUCUGGCCCUCUUUGAAAAAAGUCUGGACACCACUGGUAUAAGGGGAGGGUAUAAAUCUGAGAUACAAAGAAUAGUAUGUUUGAGGCAUGAAAUUCAGUCACGCAAAUUACAUGGAUAGUGAGUAAAGCAUAAGGCAUAAAGCAUGAUUUCCUCAAAGCCUUUACCUACUAAUUUGUAAUUAUGUGCUUCUUAAAUAAAACUAAAUGUAAAUACUUUAAAACAUGAUCUUAAAUGUGAAUUUGUAAUGUAAUUUUAUCUUCCCUUCCAAAAUCUGGUAAAAUUGUAUAUAUUUAUUUAACUUUCUGGAAGAACUAAAGUUCAUUAACAAUACAAUAAAAGUGUGUAAACGUGUUCAGAAUACACUGAGGCAGCUUAGUUGGGAUGGGGAAGUCAAGUUUGACUCAGUGGAAGGCUUAGAACAGAGCUUUUCAAAUUGUGUGUUGCGACACGUUAGUGUGUUGGCCGCAGUGUACAGAUGUGUCAUGCAAAAAUUCUCCCCACGCUCCUCCUGGGGCUGGGAAUGGGUUAGUUUGCUAGUAAAACUGAAUUACUAUGUCACGAAAUGAUGCAUGUCUGAAAAAUGUGUCACCAACAUGAGAAGUUUGGAAAGCUCUGGCUUAGAGCAAUAUCUUGUAUUUUGGUAGGUGGCUUUUGAUCGAAAGAAGCCUUAUGAUUGGUCAAAUUUCAAUACCCUGGUCCUGCGUGUUCGUGGUGAUGGUAGACCCUGGAUGAUAAACAUCUAUACAGACCCAUACUUCUCUCAUCAGAAGGAUGACAUAUAUAAUUACUUCAUGUUCACACGUGGGGGCCCGUAUUGGGAGGAAAUCAAGGUAAUACAAUGAGUAUUUCCAUAAGUGUGUAAAAAAUGUAUUACUUGUCAUGUGGAAAAUAAGCAACUGAAGGACCUCUGGCUUACCAGUAAUAGUUGUCCAAAAUUCAAUAGACAUGGGCUGUUAUUAAAAACAUUUUAUCCCACUAUUCAGCCAAAAAAAGGUUCCCAGAGUGAGUUACAGGUACUCUCACAAUCCAAGAGACAACACAAAAGGAAAAGGAAUAAAAAGCGGGAAAGCAAGCUCAGGCUAUAGAGUUCUUGUAGGGAUUAGCUGGAAUGGAAAGAUGUAAAGAGAAAAAGUCAAAAGUUCCAGCUUUUUCACCAAAACCUAUGGAAACUAUCCUGCAGUUCCAUCUUUCCCACUUAUAUAGUCUGAUAGAAUGGUUGUAAAUAAUGAUAGUUGAGGAAGCUGGUCUCUCAGCAGACCUGAGAAAGAGGCCCUACAGUCCCAUCUGUCCCUCUUCUGUAGUUUAAAGGAAAUGUAAGCUGACAAAAUAUUUAUCUAAAUCAAAUAAUAUGUAGGGUAUAGAAAAUAAGUCCAAAUGGAUGUUUUUAGGCUUUACAAACUUAAACAUGUAGAAGGAAUAAUUAUAAAUGUGAAAAACAGAAUGAUUUUAUGGGUACCCCCACACCGGUUUCAGGCUUUAAAGUUUUAAGCGUUUGAGAGAUAAGUGGAAACCCAUAGAAGGCUGCUGAAGGUAAAUGGAGGCAGUUUCUAGAUAAAUAAACUCAAAGUUGUGAGGACGGCUAGUCAAGGUGCUGGGAUUUGAUAGUCGGCUGGAUGAGGGCCAGUAAAUGAGGCGGAAACCUGACAAGAUGGAGGUUCUGUAAGUAGCUGGUUUGUGUCUAGGAAUUAGGUGUAUAAUUUAUACAUGAGGUUGCACCCACCCUGAAAGAACUGGUUUUCUGUAGUUUCCAUUCAUUUUUGCAGCAGGUCUAUAUCUAUUUAGCUAGGUAUUUUAAUGUUGGCAUUUUAGUCUUCUCUUACUGUUUUUGGUUAUUUCUUACUGUUUUACGAUGUUUUCUGGUUUUGUGGUAUGCUUAAAUUUGUUUAUACCUAUUUGUAUCGUGCCCUAGUACCUGUAUGGAUUAAGGGCAGUCUACACAUGCGGGUGGCGCUGUGGUCUAAACCACAGAGCCUUGGGCUUGCCAAUCAGAAUGUUGGUGGUUCGAAUCCCUGCGACAGGGUGAGCUCCUGUUGCUCUGUCUCAGCUCCUGCCACCCUAGCAGUUCAAAAGCACACCAAAAGUGCAAGUAGAUAAAUAGGGGGAAGGUAAAUGGCGUUUCCAUGCGCUGCUCUGGUUCUCCAGAAGCGGCUUAGUCAUGACCCGGAAAACUGUCUGCGGACAAACGCUGGCUCCCUCAGCCUAUAGAGCGAGAUGAACGCGCAACCUCAGAGUCGUCCACGACUGGACCUAAUGAUCAGGGGUACCUUUACCUUACAAAUUUUUAAAAUAAUAAUAGCUAAUUAAGCAUAUAGAUAGCCUAUACACAAUUGUAUCUUCUUUGCAGACUUCAGCAAACUAUUGACAAGGCUAUUUUGGGAGAUACGUAUUUGGCACAGGAGUGACUGUGGUCACAUGGAGUUGUAUUUUAAGAAUUAUUGCUUUCAGUUAUUUCUCUCCUAAUUUGCAGGCUAAGCAUUGUGAAACUAUAACAGCGCUUGCAUAGUUAAUAGUAAUAUGGUUUUAAAAAACGAAGCUUUAUUGAAAAGUAUUCUGCUACUACUGAACACCAAUCAUGAAUGCAGCAUUAUUCUGUUGAGUUUAUAUAGUGUUGAAAAUAUCAAGUGUUAAUAUGUGUCUUUGUCACGCAGAUUUCCAUUUACCUGUGCUAAUUCCUCCUAGACAGAUAGCUUGACCAAUCCUUCAUUCUAGCGGCCCCAUAACUUAUUUUGUUCUUUUAAAGAUCUUCCUGUUCUUGUACGUAACUGUGCUUUCAGUUCUAAUCAGUUGAGAGAAUGCUGCAUUAUCCACAAGUGACAGGGAUUAUAAAUAGUAAUGGGUAGGAAAAAACUUAGCUACAUAGCCAUUCCAGUUUGAGUACACACACAUACAUACAUACAUAUAUAUAUAUAUAUAUAUAUAUAUAUAUAUAUAUAUAUACACCUGCUUUGUAUUCAGAGCCAGCGCCACUAUGAAAAUCACAAUAUGAAAUUAUGAGCUGCAUGAAGGCACUUGCUACCAGUUACCUAAAAUAUGCGUGCUUCUGACUAAAGGGAGACGGGGGAGGUUAUUGUUGUUGUUUUAAGUAUUUACUUGUGUUUUUAUCUUGUAUUUUAUUCUGUGAACAGCCCUGAGAUCUUGUGAAGAGCAGUAUAUAAAUUUAAUAAACAAUAAUAACAAAUAAUUUCUUAUUGGCAGAUUCCGUUUUCUAAGUUCUUUUUUACAAGCCGGGGGAGAAUCCAGGAUAACCAACAUGCACUCUGGUUAGAUAAGGUAAAUAUUCUUGCACUUAAAUCUGCAAGAUUUUAACUACAUGGUCCAAUGAAACAAGUCCGCAAAUUGUGUGCUGAUGGUGCUCUUUCGGAAUUUCCCUCCAUAUCCCAUCCUCUUUAGACUAAUUGUGAACUGCAAAGAACUUUUGAACUGCAGAACACCCCUGCUCUACAGAGACAAAUGACAAAAUCUUUCAGUGCUUUAUACAAAUUCCAUGUUUGAAACCUGCACUUAGCUCUUGGCUAACUUGUAGAGCUGCCCUGUUGCUCUCCAAGAAAAGUGCAGGGAGCUUAUGCACUGACCAGUGCCAAGUCCUUUAAGUACCUUCCCAGUGAAGGCCUAUAGCAGAACCAGUGAUUGAAAAGUCCCAGGAGGGCUGUACCUGAACUAGAGUACGUGAUGAGAGGAACUCUUCUCAUAUGGGUCCUUCUUUCCUGUUGGAAUCUCUGCUGUAGAAUCAGAAGAGAAGGCAAAGCUGGAGGACCAAACGUAGGGUUUGGCUUGGAGUUUGUUGUAGUUUUAGUGACUGUUGAUGUGUGCAGUGAAGCAAUACCGGUCUGUGUUGAAAUUGUCCUGUUUCUAACCUAUGUUAGCAUCUCAGCCAAGGCUAUUUGCCAUACAUUUGUAUACCUUCUUGUUACCAAUAAACCAAGACCAGUUUUCUGAUGUGUUUAUAAACUGUGAAUGGAUCUUUGCAGAGAAGUGUUCUGGCCUCCACAAGUCUAUGUUAAUUCGAGGAAUAAUUUGGAAAAUGCCAUUACCAAUUAUGCGUUGUUGUUGUUUUUAAACAGAUCAGUACCUUAGGAUUCACCAUAGCUGACCAAGUAAAUGGUCCAUUUCAGCUGGAGAUUGACUUCAUUGGAUUGUUCUGUGAUGCAGCCCAUACAGAGGAAACUGCCUAUGAGCUAUAUGAAAGAAAUCCCAAGAAUCCCAAGAAGUAG